Brassicogethes aeneus is the source of this 645-nucleotide messenger RNA. The record is from the annotation of a GenBank genome assembly. NCBI's taxonomy places the organism in Eukaryota, Metazoa, Arthropoda, Insecta, Coleoptera, Nitidulidae.
AUUGGGGUCAGGAGUGCGGUUAGUUUGAAACUUUGAAAAAAUGGUUUCGUUAAUGGACUUAGGAGUGGCGGACCUUAAGCGGGAGCUGGAAGAAAUGGAAUGGAACAACUGGAAAAAAGAAUGUGUUGCAGCGGCGGCUUCGAGAAACGUUGGAACAGGAGGGUGAGAAUCCAGAUACGUAUUUAUUUGAAGGCCCGUGUGAUAUGCAUUUAAUGUUGCAAAAUUUAAACGAUUUAAAACAGAAAAUGCUGGAAAAUUCUAGCGAUUUACAACAGAGAAUGGUAGAAAUUUCUAAAGAACUAAAAGUCGAUUUGCAACAGAAAAUGGUGGAAAAUUCUAGCGAUUUAAAAAUCGAUUUACAACAGAAGAUUUUGGAAAAUGUCAAAGAUUUAAACGAUGAUUUGCAACAGAAAAUGCUGGAAAAUUCUAGCGAUUUACAACAGAAAAUUCUGGAAAAUUCUAAAAAAUCUAAAAAAGAAUAUUUGUAACAGAAGAUCCAAGAAAAUGGGGCAGAAAUUUGACGACGCAAGGAUGGAAUUAAAAGAGAACGUAAGGAUGGAAUUGAAUGAUGUAAGGAUGGAAUUGGAUGAUAAAUUGGAACUCAAAAUAUAAGAAGUAAAUAGUAACAUCUGUUAGUUUACCAAU